AUGUUAUAUUGUAAGUUCAGACCCAGACAGGCCAAGCAGACCAGACCAAAUAGCAGCAAAGCAGACCAGGGCCAGCAUACCAGACCAGACCAAGACCAGGUAGAGCAGACAGGCCAAGCAUACCAGACCAAUAGAGCACACAGGCCAAGCAGGCCAAGCAGACCAGCAAAUAGACCAAGCAGGGCCAGACAGACAAGCAGACCAGUAGACCAAGACCAGCAGACAGGCCAGACCAGACCAAAUAGACAGCACCAAGCAGACCAAGCAGGACAGGCCAAGCAGACCACGACCAAAAAGAGACCCACACAGGCCAAGCAGACCAGGUACCAAGCAGGCCAAGCAGACCAGACCAAACCAGACCAACAGGCCCAGACCAAGCAGACAGGCAACAGACCAAACAGAGCACACAGGCAAGCAGGCCAAGCAGACCAAGAUAGAGCAGACAGGCCAAGCAGACCAGACCAAAGAGACCAAAAGGCCAAGCAAACAGACCAAGCAGACCCAGGCAAGCAGACGAGACCAAACCAAGAAGACCAAGCAGGCCAGGUAGCAGGCCAAGCAGACCAGACCGGAAAAGGUUUAGGAUAG
Molecule: messenger RNA, 588 nt
Organism: Penaeus vannamei (Pacific white shrimp)
Lineage: Eukaryota; Metazoa; Arthropoda; Malacostraca; Decapoda; Penaeidae
Source: RefSeq, a predicted model, not a curated record